UGUCCCCUCCCAGCCCGGCCAUCCUGGGUGAGUUCUACUCCAUGUCCUACCUGUACUACGGCGCCUUGGGGACACUGGGGACCGUGGGGACAGGGGCCCUGCUCAGCCUCCUGCCAGGGCCAGCCCGGCAGAGCCGCCGUCCCCAGGGUGUGCUGUGGUGGGACAUCGUCAAGGCCACACCCUCGGGUGUCCCCAAGGGUGACAACAGCCCCGAGGACGAGCCCCCGGACAAGGCCAGAGUGACCCAGGCGCUGCUGGAGAGGCCGGACGGGGAGGGGACAGCCCCGUGUGACACCCCCAAGGGUGGCACUGUCACCGAGAGCGACGUGUAGGGGACAGCGGGGUGGGGACACGGUGCUGGCCCAAAUAAAGGAGCUGCUGGUCCUGGACACAGCCUG
Ficedula albicollis (Collared flycatcher) is the source of this 398-nucleotide messenger RNA. Its product is annotated as sodium/iodide cotransporter-like. The transcript has 2 exons. The record is from RefSeq and is a predicted model, not a curated record. NCBI's taxonomy places the organism in Eukaryota, Metazoa, Chordata, Aves, Passeriformes, Muscicapidae. Bases 42 to 332 code for a protein of 96 amino acids.